GCUCACCACCAAUACUCACCACUCACUACAAAUACUCACUACAAAUACUCACUACAAUUACUCACUACAAUUACUCACUACAAAUACCCUCUCAGAACACUACCAGAAUAAUCACUACCCAAUAUCAAUACUCCCACCAAUACUCCCACCAAUACUCCCACCAAUACUCCCACCAAUACUCCCACCAAUACUCACUACAAAUAAUCACUACAAAUUCCCGCCACCUAUACUCCCACCAACACUCCCACUAAUACCCACUCAAAUACCCACGACCAACAAUUACUUCAAAUACCCACUCCUAUCCUCCCCCACCCCUCCCCAUCACUCCCAAUGAUCCCGACUGCCACCACCCCGGCCUGCGCGCCUGCACACACGCACGCGCCCUGAACACGCAACUCCCGCCCCGGCCCCCUCCAACCUCUCUCUUCCUCCCCCCAAAACUCCCGCCUCGCCCCUGAUCAUGGCCUGGGUCGCGUCGCCGCCAUCGGCCACCGUGCCGCUCGCACUCGCGCCGCCGCUCGUGCCGCUCGUGCCGCUCCCCCACACGCGGGCCGUGGCGCUCGUCUCGGCGUCGGCCAUGGCCAUCUACGACGGCCCGACGCUCCUUCCCCUCGCGCUCCACACGCGCCCCGCGCAGUGUGUGGCCUCCCACGGGCCCGCCGUGGCCGCGCAGGCCUGUGCCGCCGGCAGCGGCGCCUCUGCCGGCGAAGACCCCGCCGCCGUGGCCGUGCACGUGCACGUGCUCACGCGCCGGCACCACGUGCUUGUGUUCCGCGUGGCCGUGGCCCGCGGCAAGGCGCUCUACGAGGUGGUGGCCGCGGCCGCACCGGCCCGCGUGCUCCAGAACGCGCUCCCGCUCGCUGCCGGCGGCGCGUCCCCCACGCUCGGCGCCAUGCUCCGCGCGGCCACGCGUCUGUGGGUCCAGGGCGCCGCGGGCGGCUCGGGCAUGGCCAGCACGGAGCACUUUGCGCACGGCGCGGCGGAUGACGCGCAACGCGGCUCGCACGUGCCGCUCGCCCGGGCGGCGCUUGUCCAGAUCCUCCGUUUCCCGGCGCCGGUGCUCGCGUUCUGGGGCCGCGCCGCGCCGCGCGGCUUGGCCGUGUGCUCCGCCGGGGGGGUGCUUCUGUUCGUGGACGUGCGCACGGGCGCCAGCCGCGUGGUGCGGCUCCGGGACCACGCCUGGUACCGCGGCACCGUGUUGGUGGCGCGGGCCGCGGGCCGCGGCUGUGUCUUGCACGUGGACAAAGCGCUGGAGGUGGCGCUCCUCGAGACGGACGCCGACGACGAUGGCAGCGACGACGCCGACAGCGGCGGCAGCUCGGUGAAGCACACGCCGCUCUUGCGGCUCGACGCGCCGCCGCGCAGCUUGGAGCCCAGCCCUUGCGGCGCCGUGGUGCUCGUGGACACGCCGCGCGGGCUCGGCGUGUAUGUGCUCGGGCCCGCGGACGGCCGCGUGGGCAUGCGCCUCGUGGCCCAAGUGGCGGCAGCGCCGGACGGGCCGCUUGCGCUCGCCUGGCUGCCGUGCGGCGGCUUCUUCCACUGCGUGGCGCGCGGUCGCUGGACGCUCCACGCCCGCUUCGGCGCCGUGCUCUUUGACUCGGCGCAGCUCGCGGCGGACAUGGGCGUGCCGCCCGGCGUUUUCCCUGGGCCCGAUGGGGCCUCUCCGGGGGUGCCCUUUGGCUUGGGCCGUGCCGCGUUCUGUCGCGCCGCCCUCUGUGCCGUGGCCCUCAACGGCCGCGCCUUGUACGUGGUCGACGCUCCCGGUCAUACGCUCUACAAGAUCGACCUUGUGCGCCGUGCAAACGGCCUCUUCGAGGACACCACGUACCUCAGCCGGCUCCAACCCGGCAGCCCCGGCCUGUUCGUCCGCGUGCCCGUGCCGCCGUUCGCCCAGCGCUACCUCGAAGACCUCCAGUGGCCCGCCGCGCCAGACGACGCCCCGCCCGUGUUCACUGCCCGCGUCAACCGGUACGCGCAAAUGUCGCUCGCCCACGGCGCCCUGCUCGCCAUCUCCACGCCCACGCACUUGGGGCUGGACUGCCGCCAAGUCUACUGGUUCCAGUUCUACAACCACCUCGUGGCGCCGCUCAACGUCGUGGACCACAUCUGGAUCGACGGCUACUUGCUUGUGGCCAGCCGCGUCGCGCACGACUCGCUGCGGGUCGACGAGCUCCUUCUCUUGAACACCCCGCCCUCGCGCAACGCCGCGGGCGGCCAGCCGUUCCGCUUCGACAGCGACCUCCUCUUGUGGCGCCACACGUUCAAAAACAGGGUGCUCCGCAUGGUGGUGGCCGGGCACCGCCAGCUUCGCACCUUGGUCUUGGCCACGCAUGACUUCAAGCUCAUCCUCGUGGAUUUCGACAUGGCCGCCGUGGGCCUGGCACGUGCGGCGGGCCCCAGGAUCUCCAUCCGCGUGCGCCGCACCAUCCACUUGUCCAGCAUCCGCCACAAGCUCCACAUCAGUGAUUUGGCGGAUAUGCUCUCCGUCGACAACACGCACUUCUUCUUCUUGUUGCGCAACGGCGACUGCUUCCUCUUGAAAAACCAGGCCCUCGCCCCGGGCGCGUCGCUGGAUGCCCUGCCAAGCCACAUGUAUGACUUGGUCAGGGUGAACUGCGCGGUCGAUAGACUCCAGGUGUGCCCGGUGCUCUUCGCCGGCAACUCGCGCCACCACUAUCUCGCGCUCUACAAAGGCGACAGCGUGCUCCUCUAUGACUUGCGCCAGCUCUUGGACCGGCCCCACGAGUUCGAGGGCGCCGAAAGGAGCGACGUGGCCCAGCUGUUGGGGCCCAUCGAGACGCAGGCGCCGGCGUUCACCCCGGUCCUGGUGCUGCUGUCCGACGGCACCAUCGCCAUUUCGGGCUUCGAGUCCCUGGUGCUUUGGAAAAACGAGAACCUCAUCAUCAAGCACCGGCCCGCCCGCUUGCUGAUCUUGAACAAGCUCGUUCUCCGCGACUUGCUCUCCUCGGACCUCACCAUUCCCCAAAUCAAUGAGAAGUACUCCGGCUUCAACAACUACACUCACUGCCUCGAGCUCUUGCUCUUUGAGCAGUUGGAUUACAUCGACGAUGAGGGCUCUUUUGACAAGGUGUGCGGCGUGAUCAAUGCCCAUAAGGCUGCGGACAGCAUAUACGUCAGUUUCCUACGCAAGAUCGAGGUGCACUUCUGGGACAAGUUCUUCCGCAUCUUGGAACUCACUCCAAUGCAGUUCAUGGCCAAGUUGAUUCGCUCGCAAAAUGUCGAUCUCUGCUACAACUACCUAAACAUCUACCUCAAUUUCAAGAAAGAGCACGAGCGUGCAAGCUCGCCCGAGGACUCGAGCUCCGACAACGAACAGUUGCUCGGUGAAACGGAGCAGGUCACUAUUUUGCAAAUCGUCGCUUUGUUGAAAAAGGACGACAAGUGGGACGAGUGCUUCGAGCUCUGCCGCUUCAUCAAGCUCUUGGAGCCUCUGGGCAGUUUACUAGCCAGAGUGCGCGCGUGUGUUGCAUCUGCGUAGCGGCACAGCGAUCUGGUCUAUUUUAUGGUGCGCGCACGCCCUCACUUUGGCCAAC
Messenger RNA from Metschnikowia bicuspidata var. bicuspidata NRRL YB-4993, 3554 nucleotides. It is a transcript of the gene RIC1, whose product is annotated as Ric1p. Gene Ontology annotation, biological process: intracellular protein transport; retrograde transport, endosome to Golgi. Gene Ontology annotation, cellular component: cytosol; Ric1-Rgp1 guanyl-nucleotide exchange factor complex; Golgi membrane. Lineage: Eukaryota; Fungi; Ascomycota; Pichiomycetes; Serinales; Metschnikowiaceae. The transcript is spliced from 2 exons. Bases 461 to 3499 code for a protein of 1012 amino acids. The record is from RefSeq and is a predicted model, not a curated record.